This is a messenger RNA of Mercenaria mercenaria, 5632 nucleotides long. RefSeq lists its product as uncharacterized. The record is from RefSeq and is a predicted model, not a curated record. The transcript has 11 exons. Lineage: Eukaryota; Metazoa; Mollusca; Bivalvia; Venerida; Veneridae. The coding region runs from base 15 to 5615 and encodes 1866 amino acids.
UACCGAAUCAAAAUAUGGCUUUAUUGCGCCCAAGACUUUUUGGAAAAUUGCAUUUUCAGCUCAUUAUACAUAUUGCUGUUAUAUCUGAAACUACUGCAGCCUGUGGAUGGUUCAGUAAAUGUAACUGGUUAUCAUGGGGAUCUUGGUCAAGCUGCAGCAGAUCUUGUGGUGGUGGUAGCAGACAGCGAAGUCGUACUUUGUGCUGUUUUAUUGGUCAAAGUUUUAGUUCCUGCAUCCGCGACUGUGGAUAUUCGUCAAGCGAUGCUCAUCAAAGUGAAGACUGUAAUGAAAUUUGUUAUAAUGGUGGUCAGCACAAUGGCUAUAGCUGUAAUUGCCCGGACACAUAUUACGGAUCAUGUUGUUAUAAUGCUUGUCCAUCAAUCGCUAAUUGUAAGCGAAGGUACUGCACCUCUUCCUGGAAUACAAUAUGUCGGGAAUGCUACAAUGACAACACUUUCUACAUGAAAACAAAUUCUGACACACAAUGUGAACGUAUGUGUGCAUGGAACAAUCACUACUGCUGGCCAGGGUAUUGCCCGGACGAAUUAACGAAGGGAUGCAGCUGCGCUCCUGGUUUUAGGAAAAUACAAUCAUCAAACGAGACGUCGUGCCAGCCUAUAAAACCCCCAUCUAUUCUCACAUGCAACACUGUAGCUGUAGGUCCAAACGGCGAAAGGAAACAAGCGAUGAGCAGUGGAAAUUCGACGGCAUGUCAAUAUCUGACCAAUAUGUAUGGCAACUUUCAAGUAUCAUCAUUCCAGUUUCAUAUGUCCGCAGAGUUUACUGUCGACAUCGCAGGUUACACAAGACCAAGAUUUAUUAAAGAAUCCAACUUUGGCAUUACAGAUACUACAAUUAAUAUGAUUAAAACAUCCGUCAGUGGUAGCCGUUCAACAGUAAGUGUCCAUAAGCAGCUGGUCGAUUCAAGUUUGAGUGUAAGGGCUAUUCAGAAACAAGAUGACACAGGAAAUAUCUCGGUGGCAUCCUCUCUCUACAACCUUUCAGACGGACAGGCAUUAUGCCUUGAAUUCGAUGCGUUAGCAGGCGGCUACUUAAAAAGUAGUAAUCUAAUAACACAAAGCGUAUCGGAGGCUGUACCGUAUCAAAAGGUUCUUGGUACAAAGGAAAUCUGUUAUAGGUAUGAUAAUACAGCACCUAAACACUGCAAAGAAUACACAAACUGCACCCAAGAUCCUCUUCAAUUUCAAAGUCGUAUAACACGGUCUGCUGUUACAAGUAUUGACUUCGAUGGCUGGAUGGAUCCAUUACCGUCUGGUGGCUCAUCCAUCCAUGCUUCCUCAAUUGAAAGUUAUCAGGUUACUGUAAACGAAGUUCUGCCUUCUCCAGGAAAGCUGAAAGUUAACUAUUUGUCAAAUGUAUACACGAACAAAGUUGGAUUUGAUAAUACUAACAUGAUACUAAAUCUUACUUCUGACAAACCACGACUAUACUGUAUUACACUAGAAGUAAAAGAUAAAGCAGAUAACGUUAGACAAGCCAGAAAAUUUCUCCUUUAUGACAAUACUUCAUUUAUUGAGCCACAGGAAGAUAAACCAUUUGAAAUAAUAUCAGCUUCAAAGCAAACCAGUUUUAAAUGGCAAACUCAUCAUCAUGAAAUCUGUCUUUCCUGGAAAGACCAUUUUAUGAAUCGCUUCUACUUUGAAAAUGCUUUAUUGAAUCCGAUUGAACCGGCACCCCACGGCCUGAUCACUGGCAUCUACGAACAAAACAGUGGCGUGUUACCAGUCUCAGGGACUUCAAAUGUGAAUGGAAUUGUAAAGUUUAUGAUUUCUUGGAGCAUAAAUGAAGGCCAUUCUACUUCCGAGAUAGCUGUGCCAGAGUUUCAAAACCAAUCAUUUUGCAAAGAUUUUAACGUCAAAGAUGGCCAAACCUAUUCAAUAAUAGUUCGUUCGAUUGAUAUUGCCGGCAACACUUAUAAGGAAAACAGAACGGUGUAUAUUGACAGAUCCAUACCACAUAUAAAUAAUAUAUGGCUAAAUAAGGACGGAUAUAAUACCCUCUUUGUACAUCAUAAAACGGAUUUAUCAUCUAUGCAGCUAUACUUUGAGGCUCUUGACCAGCACAGUGGGAUAAAAAUGGUUGAAUGGGCGUUUGGAAUUACAGACUCGGGAACUGAGCUAACGACGGGAUCAUUAGGUGUAGGAGUCAUAAAUAAAAAAUCCUGUCCAUCAGAUGUCGUAGAAUGUUACUGUCCGGAUGUUGGAUUCUGUGAAUACUUCAAUUACACAGUGCCACUGAAUAAGCUUAUUUCAAUCAAUAAACACGAGGGCGACCAUAACCGCAAUUACUAUUUCAGAAUCAAAGUAACCAACCAUGCAUACUUGUACAAUAUUGAACAUGUAGAUAUUCUUGUAGAUGAUUCUCCUCCAGAGGUUGGGGUUGUUUUUGAAGGUCCAGAAUAUAGUAAUGACAUUGAUUAUACAAGCGAUGACACUUUUCAAGUUCAUUGGCAUGGAUUUAUAGAUCACGAAAGUGGAAUAAAGACAUACAGAAUAGCUCUAGCUGCACGAUGCCUUAGCCAAACGGAACUUUACAAUAUUAAAAGCAUUCCCGAUACUGAAUUUCAUGCAGACGUCCAAUAUACUGAAUCAUUGAUACGCAUUCCUGCUAAUUUUACUGGAAAGCGUUACAUAUCUAUGAUAGCACUCAACAAUGCUAUGAGCCCCUCCGAAGCGAUAUGUUCUGACGGAAUUACAAGAGAUCUUUCACCACCAGAAAUCAGAAACCUUACUUUAGAACAUGGGUCUUGGUCAGAAUCUAUUGUUUGUCAUGAAGGACAUGCUUGGCUAUUACAUUCUUCAGUAUCAAAGACCAUUCUUCAUAAUGUAUCGAAUUGUAUUGAUGUUUGCAAUAAAUCUCCACAGCACCAUUCACUUGCAUCUACACUUCCGACAAAUAGUUUACAAAUUAAAGAUUCAGAAAUAUCUAAUUUCAUGUGCCACAGAAUGCGGAAGUAUCAAAACGACACCAUUAUCUACUUGCCGACGGAUUACAUAAAUCUCGUAUGGGACGUGGAAGAGAAUGGUAGUCAAAUUGAUGAUAUCUAUGUAGGAAUAGGUGCUGACCCAUCUGAAGAAAACUCUCCAAGUAUUUAUAAUUAUAAAUCCACAGCGAAAAGAACCUCUUUCAAGCGCCGACAUGAAGGAAUUGGCUCAGAUGAAUUGUUUUUCAUAUUUGUUAAGGUUGUCAACAAAGCAAGCAUAGAAAGCGUUACAGUUCUUGGUCCUGUAUUGAUAGACGAGACUCCACCUAUUUGUAAGAGUGUUCCAAAAGUUUUUGUCGUUGAAGGAUAUAUACUUGUUGGUUGGCAAAACGACACAUUUUACGAUAGCGAACAGAAGGAACAAAUAAGCUCAAUCUAUUUUGAGAUAGGCCAUGACAGUAUCUCGGUCACGCCUUUAUUCCAUUGGAACCUCGAAACGUCAAUACCAUGUCCUCUGUUUAGCGGCGGGUGUUUCAAGUACGCUGUUAGAAGGCUACAAACACAUGAUAAAGAUCUUGGUUUGGAUUUCUACAUUAAUAUACACGUGUAUAACAAUGCUGGACAUUCCUUGACGGUAACUACCGAUACAUUUAGAAUACCUUCACGAUAUCCACCAGGUCAAGCUAUUGUCUUUGACAGCGAUCCAGAACGUGGAUAUAAUAAAGAAGAUACCAGCGUGCAUUUCACACCUAAUACUUUAUGUUUUACAUGGACUGAAUUUAAACAUCACGAAACAGUUAAAGUUGAAGUAGGCGUUGGGUCCAACAACUUAACAGAUAAUACUGUUCCAUUCAAACGUCUCAACAGCACAGACAGUUUUCACUGUAUACAUUCGUCCAACAUUAUUUUUAAACAAACUUACUUUGCACUCGUGAAAGCUUCAUGUUCCGGUGGUGUAACUAUGUCAGCGUCAAACGGUGUAACUGUGUUAGACAAAAGUUUGCUUAUGAAAUCACUAACUGUUCGCAAAGGAGAGAACUGCUCAAUAUCUGGCGUUUACAGACCUAUGGUUAGAAAUGUCACAGCUACAAAUAUGUCCGUUACGUUUUCGGCUGAUGUUGGAAAACGGUACUUGCUCAUUAUCCGAUCAAUCAACUUAGAUUCUUACUACUUGAAUGACGGAAUCAUCUUGGAGACGACUGAUAAUUUUACACUUUCUUUUGUGCCUUUCAUUACAAAUCCAGUUGUCUACAUUAGUUUAAACGACAAGAUUAUAAAAGAAGAAAAUCAAAUACAUAUUCUGAGGUGUCCAUCAGCAUUGUAUGUUGGAAAAAAUGACACUAUCUCUGCACAUUGGUUCUAUGCGGAAAAUGAAAUUUACAAUUUAAGAUUUGAAUUAGCUAUCGUUCACGGGGAAAACAUGACGAAGUAUAUCUCUCAGAAAGACUACACACAAUAUAUACCUGUUUCAAGUCGUAUGUAUCACACAUUCUCCGACCUAAAUCUAAAAGCAACAGAGUGCUAUAAUUUAGCUGUUAAGCAAUGUUCAAAGGCACAGUGUCUUGAGCCAGUCUUCUCGGAGAUGUUUUGUGUUGUCGAUUCCCCACAAACACAAAAUUUACACGUUUCUAGUCUCGAAAUCAUCGUUGGUGCAUCAUGUUCAACGAUAACUUUGGAGUGGGGUACCGUUCUGAGUGAAAGCAGGGUCCUAUUCUAUCAGUGGGUCGUAAGUCAAGACGAUUCAGCAAAUCACAUUCUAACGGAAUGGAAAACAAUAAGAACUAAUGACUCAGAAAUGUAUCAGGUUCAUUCAUGUGUCGGAAUACCAGUACAUCUGCACUCAACGUUAUUUGGCUGUGUUCGGGCUUUCGACGAGGCUGGAAACAAAAGAAUGAUAUGUCAAAGUUUUGCCUACAUAACAAAAGGAGAAUAUAUACCGCACACAGUUUAUGACUUUAAUUCGAAUUCAAAGGCCUGGGAAAGUUUACAGAAAGUACUGCCUAGCUCUAAUAUUGGACCUUUCUACACGAUGCUACACAACAACGAAUUAGACUUCGGGACGCCAGAAACGCUUGUUAUUGGGAUCAUGCUCUAUGCUACAGAGCGAAAUGUCACGUGGUAUCUAAUGUUGAAGAAUGAAACACCCGAUAGAUGUGAGCUAAACAAAGACUGUGUAUCGUCAAAAACAACUAGAACGGGCUAUGUCUCUUUUGAUCGAACAGUUAUAGCACUAAAUACAUUUUACUACAUAUGUGCAUAUUCCAAUGUGACAAUAGUAGAAAGAGAGAUGUUUUCGGAAACUUUAGACAGACUAAAAUCAUGUAGCAAUGGUUUUGUGCUUGACAGCAACGCACCACACCCUGGGAAUGUAGAGGCUCGUAACACUAACGGAUUUCUUACAAAUCUUUAUGUCAUCGAAAUUGUCUGGGAUGGUUUUGUAGACGACAUAAAUGCUACAAGCCUUGGCUAUAUAGACAACAUAAAAACGUACAGCUACGCUAUUGGGAGUAAACCACAUGGAGAAGAUAUAAGGCAUUAUGUCACCGUUGGUCUCCAGAAGAGUGUGGCGAUUAAAGGCAUAGACUUGCCUGAUGGAUCAGUUAUCUACUUUACUGUUAAAGGUUUGAUAGUGUCUAAAUGUAAAUUCAUGAGGAUUUGUUGUUUUCAUUAAACCGGUUACCGUAGUUU